This is a messenger RNA of Marasmius oreades (fairy-ring Marasmius), 5106 nucleotides long. RefSeq lists its product as uncharacterized. The transcript has 4 exons. Bases 530 to 4948 code for a protein of 1472 amino acids. Gene Ontology annotation, molecular function: clathrin binding. Lineage: Eukaryota; Fungi; Basidiomycota; Agaricomycetes; Agaricales; Marasmiaceae. Gene Ontology annotation, biological process: clathrin-dependent endocytosis; clathrin coat disassembly. The record is from RefSeq and is a predicted model, not a curated record. Gene Ontology annotation, cellular component: intracellular membrane-bounded organelle; vesicle; cytoplasm.
AUACCCUUUGCCCAACGCCGCCUUGACCUCCGUCUUUCCGCGUUUUUCAGCCUCUAAAGAGCAUCGCAUGCGUGUGGUUAUCAUGCAGAUGAAGUUGUUGUAAAAGCUUACUAUCAUUUUCGGAUUUCACGUUCGUUUCGUUUGAAUCUAUUAUUAUGUGUACUAAUAUACGAGUUCCUUAUGAUACGAAUCUUUCUUAUUUGACCUCUCGAGUGCUCCCUGUGCUCGCCCCUCAACAAAAUCGGGUGCAACACGGCACCACUGAAGGAACACCAGCGUCAAGACUCUCAGGGCUAGUGUGUGGCCGAGGCACCCACAUCUGAGAACAUACGGUGGAAGGCUUCUGAAAGCAACAGAGGACAACAAAAUAAUACGCGUCGCCAGCUUCUAUCAGUUAUGGGGACUACAGGCGCAGAGCAGCGGUGACGAAUCCUGGUGACUGCCUCGUUACAACCAGUACUAUCUGUGUCGGAGGCCGGUAUCCCCUCACCAUCAUUCAAGCUGGCGAUCUACUUGUGCUCCAUCUUCCAUGUCCUACUCAUCCCCCAUAUCUUCUUCCUAUUCCCAACAGAAAACUCCUGAUCUACAUCUUGAACCAGAUGCACAAUGGAAACAGAAUCUUCGUGAACAGAUCGACGGAACCGUCCAGGGUCUACUCCAGGACGCGGAGAAGAAGAGGGCUGAAGACAUGAGAAAGUCGCCUCAGGACAAACACCGCAUCCAAGGAGAAUACCAGUCGACCAUCCUAACUAUCAGACAGGCAGCGCGCGAACAGUUUUUGGAAGAGUUGGAACGGUAUCGUGAGGAACGGGCUUAUACGUUGGGGUUGAAUAUGGGUCCGAAAUGGCGGGAACAGGUGUCCAGGGAGCAGGAGGCAAUUCUAAAGAAUAUUCAAAGUGAUGCAGCCAACACCCUGCACAUAGACCCAACCGAUAACAACCUAAAGCACGCCGAAUCGGGUUCGUCCAAUCGCACACCAGAGCAGCAGCCUUCUCCAAGUUCCAAUACACGGACUUCUGGACCACCGACUUCAGCCUCCGGUUCUGAUCGACCUAUGGCGACAGCUUCCAGCCAAGCACGUCAACCCAGUCGUUCAAAACCUGUUGCAUCCACUACAGAAGCACCGUCGAAGCAAGAAGAUACUGAAGACGAAGUGGAGGAACUGCCAAGUCGAAGGCUUAGUUCGGCGUCAAUCGGACCACAACCGCCACGAACUUAUCGCCACCAGUCUGAUCGUUUAGCUGAGCGACCGAUAAACUCUUCUCAGCGUUCUCUCACUACUAAAGCUAGCCAAGAGAUAUGGAUACCGCCUGUCACUGAACCUCCACCCCAAACACCACAGCGUCGAAGUAGUACAGCGAGCAAUCGAUCGGCAGGAUCUACACAUCGACUCAUUAACUCGACCGAUCUGACAUCUGAAACUACGGCGAAGGAUGAGCUCACUCGGAAAAUGGAAGAAGAGAAACGGCAGAUAAAUGCCGCGGAGCAACAUUGGAAAAGUAGCGCUAGUGUGAGAGAGAAGGAGAAAGAAAAGUCACCUUAUCCUCACAGGGGGUCUGAUACCAGGAAGAUAUCUAUCGGUGAAGUGAAGAUCGAGGAAGAGAAGAAACCCGAGACGGAGGAGGAAUCGGAGGCAGACGAAGCAAGUCAGGGACUAGACCGAAGAUUUGGCGGUGACACGAAACAGAGGGAGGCAGAUUCGCCCAUCUCACCUGGUGGUCUGUCUACAUCACCAGCUCAACCACGUCGUCCACCUACUCCACCUCUGGGCACGAAACCUAUUCAUCGACAACCUUCAUUCGUCAGAGAAACAGGUCCUUCAGACGGGCGAUAUUAUGCCCCUCCUCCAGGACCCAGCCUCCUUUCUGCUUCACGUCCUAUAGAGACUUCACCGAUUUCACCUUCAAGUCCCGAAAGUUAUCGAGCACCUCAUCCUACCCACAGCGGAUCCGCAUACCCUUAUCCUCAUCCUCACAUAUCGGCCACACUCUCGUACGCAUCAGAGGGCUAUCCCUAUCCUUCCUCAUACUCCGCUAUGCACUCUCCCCACCUUCACCACCCUCACCCUCACCCUCAUCCAGAAUACGAGCGACGCAUGCGCCACUACCCCUCCAACGAUAGUUUCCACCAAGUUCAUCCUCCCCCUGGAACUUCACCCACGAUUCCCACUCGUUAUCAUCACCAAUCAGCAGGGUACUUUUCCUCCCCACCUCCCCCUGAAGGAAAUUAUUACGGAGGCUACCAUCCUUACGAGUCUAGGAACUCAUAUAGAGAGCACGGACCAGCAGCGGCUUUAGAUUCGAUUUAUAGUCCUCCACCUCCACCUCCACCUCCACCACCCACGAAUCCGCCGUUGGACGGUUGGAGAUCAUGGACAGCGAGCGCGACUACGAGUGCGAAUCCCUCUCCUAGUCCUUAUGCAAGGGGAGGAGAAGAGAUGUACAGAGACUACCACCCCGGUCAUCCAAUUCCAAACGCUCACGGUCGGAGUCGCCAUCGUGCUCGUGGACGAGGUCGGGAUAGAGGACGAGGUCGUACAAUCCGUGGUGGGUAUCCCGAGGUUGACUCUGAAGACGAGGAUGAUGAGGACGAUGAUGAAGAUCCGGACAGUGAAAGCCCGCAUGACGAUGAUGAUGGCAAUCUCGAUUACGAGGACGAGGAGGAAGAUUUCCUGGAAAGUAAAAGUCCUCCGAUCCUGCGACCCCUCCGAACGAGAUCUCGAAAGAGUAGCACCGUCACAGACGUUUCGUCCGCUUCACCUCGACCUCCGAUGUACUAUGAGGAUCCUAGGAUGGGUUUGAGUAGUAGAGGCGGUUCAGUCGAGCGUUCUAAAAGUACGCGAGGUGGGGGGAAUAACAACAAACGAGAACGUGGGUAUUUGAAUACUGGUGUGGCGAAACAGCGAGAUAGGGAGGAAGCAGCCGAAGCAGCUGCUGAACGUGCUAGACAGGAGGAGGUUGAGAGGAAGAGGCGGGAAGAGGCGGAGCGUGAACGCGAGAGAAAGAGACAUCGGGAAGAGGUUGAGAGGAAAAGAGAAGAAGAGCUCGAUCGUGAGCGGAAGAGACAAGAGGAGCUCGAACGCGUGAUACAAGAAGAACGUGCUAAACAAGAGGAGCGUGCAAGGCAAGAAGAAUUUGCCAGACUUGAAGCACAGAGAGCCGCACUUGCAGAGGAAGCACGAGUUCGUGAAGAGAGGUUAGAAGCUGAGAAAGCUAAACUUGCAGCCCAAGCGAGGGAGGAGGACGCGAAGAGGAAGGAGGAGCACGCUAGACGGUUGGCAGAUGAGGCCAAGAGGAAGGACGAGGAAGCCAAACGAAAGGAGAAGGAGAUAAAGAGGAAGGAGGAAGAGUUGAGAAAGCGGGAGGAGGAAUUAUUACGUCGUGAGAGGGAGGAGAUUAAACGUCGUGAGGAGGAGUGGGAAGCGAGGCGACGGGAUGAGGAGGAAUCGCGAAGGAGGAGGCUAGAAGAUGAGCAACGAUGGGAAGAGCAGCGGAGGAUGGAAGAGUCGAGGCGACGGGAAGCAGAGGAAGCUCAGCGCGAAGUGGAACAGGAACAGCGUCGGCGUGAAGAAGAGAUGAGGGUGAAACAGAAACAACAGAGGGAGAUGAAGAGACAGGAAAGGGAGGAAACAAAAAGAAGGGAGGAGCAGAGAAAGAAGGAAGAGAAAGAGAAACGACGGCAGGAAGAUAUGAGACUUGAGGAGGAGCAGGCGGAGAGGAAACGCGAAGAGGAGGAAAGGCAACGCGAAGAGGAAAGGCAACACGAAGAGGAAAGGCAGCGUGAGGAGAGGAAACGUGAAGAGGAGGGGGAGGGAAAACGUCAGGAAGAAGAGAGAAAGCGACAGGAAGAGAAGAGCCGUGAAGAGGAAAUCAGAAAACGGAAAGAAGAGGCCAGAAAGCAGAGAGAGCAGGAAAUACAAUGUAAACAAGAAGAAGAGAAAGCUCUGAAGGAGGAGGAGGAGGCAAAGCGACUUGAGGAGGAAGAGGCUCGUGGAAAGGCCGAUGCUAUGUGGCAACAGCAGGAGAAGUUUCGACGGGAGAAAGACGAUCAGCGAAUGGCCGAGGAGUGGAAACGACAACAAGACGCGUCAGAACGGAAGAAGCGAGAGAAGGAGCAAGAAGAGCAGAGGAAACGAGAACAGGAUUAUGGGGACUAUCAGAGAAGUCGUCCACGACAAGACAGUGUUGGUGACGGUUGGCAAACUUGGUCUUCUGCUUCCACUGCAGCUUCUUGGGCCAACACGAAACGUCCUAAUCCACCCGGUCCCACUUCCAACGGAACUAGUACACCCAAUCGCAGCAGCGCUUCUAGCAAUUCUGCCUGGUCAUCGUCCAGUAAGACUACCUCGGCCUCUAGUGCUUCAGCCUCCAAUGCUGCUCGUGGAACCACCAACACUUCGACAGCAUCGACGCCUAAACAACGUAGUGGCUCCACCAAUACCGCUUACUCAACGCCACCAACAGAAGCAGAGUGGCAGCGUCGCCAGGAGGAGCAUGCUCGUGCACAACAAGAGAAAUUCCGUCAAGAACAGGAGCGGCUGGAGAGGGAGCGACAAGCUCGAGUCGCAAAAUCAAUGAACAAGGAGGAUUUCUCAGCGUUACUUGCCAGCCACGAGCGUCUUUGGAACCGGAUCGCCACUUUGGAUGAACUCCGAUGGGAUUCUUUCCCUUGGCCCAUGCUGCAGAAACCCUCGACCCCGGAGGAUAUCACUCUCACCUCCAUCAGCGCCUACGUUCUCUCACCUCAUUCUCCUGAUAAAGACAAGAAACCUGAAAAGGAUCGUAUCAAGGAGCACAUACGUCGUUGGCAUCCUGACCGUUUUGAAACCAAACUGUUACCCAAAGUGAUCGAUUCGGAGAGGGUGAAAGUGAAAGAGGGUGCUGGUUCAGUCGUUAGAAAUUUGAACGAGUUGCUCACUAAAUCGAGUAUUCCAAAGUUCUUUGAGUAGUCGGGGGUUUUGUUGUUUGUUCAGGGUGCCUCUUAUCGGGUAUCUAGCGGAUUGUUAUUUAUGUUAUCAUCUUGCAUUCACAUGUACACUCAUCCAUUUCCCCCAGUCAUCUGUAUCGUUGUAUAUAUACUUAGCAUCAACAAUCAGAUUCUUGAGCA